Epinephelus lanceolatus (giant grouper) is the source of this 3505-nucleotide messenger RNA. It is a transcript of the gene reps2, whose product is annotated as RALBP1 associated Eps domain containing 2. Gene Ontology annotation, molecular function: protein binding; calcium ion binding. The record is from RefSeq and is a predicted model, not a curated record. Gene Ontology annotation, biological process: endocytosis; endosomal transport. Gene Ontology annotation, cellular component: cytoplasm; plasma membrane. Lineage: Eukaryota; Metazoa; Chordata; Actinopteri; Perciformes; Serranidae.
UAUGGGAUGUUCAUAUAAAGCAGCCCCUUGUCUCUGACAGUCUUCCUGUGCUCUGCAGCCCCCUGCAGGCUCAGGCCGGUACUGCUACAACCAGCCAUAAUAGGCAGUAGGAGUGGAUGAUCCUGAACCGAGCAGUCAGUCUGUCUUCACAAGGAGCACUGCUGUCGGAGGUGAUACCGCCCUCCUCCUCCUCCUCCUCCUCCUGCUGCUGCCAAACCGACCGCCUCGCUUCCAGCUUGACACCGGAGCCGGUGACCGGAGCCACCGGAGCGGGAUGCAUCGAUCUGUUUGGUUGUAGUGCUUCUCUCCGGCGGGUCCUCCAUGCGUCAGCCCCGGGAAUGGAUCAGGAAUCCGGUGCGGCGUCCGCAGGGAGCUUCAUCUCCCUGAACGAGCACGAGCAAAGGUAUUACUCAGGUCUCCACAGCCUGUGCCAGGCGGACCCCUCAGGAGCUCUGUCGUCCAGCAAAGUGGCGGAGCUGUUCAAGGCGUCUCAGCUGCCUCCUGAAGCCCUGCAUAAAGUGACCGAGGUGUGUGGAGCGAAACGUCUGGGCUACUUUGGUACGCCUCAGUUCUUCGUGGCCCUGAAGCUGCUCGCGGCCGCCCAGUCUGGUCUGCCCGUCCACCUGGAGAGCGUAACGACCAAUCUACCUCUGCCCAGAUUCGCUGGGCUGAAGAAUGAAGCAGAGAUGCGAUACCCAACGGUCCCCCCAAGCAUGGACGUUCAGGGGGCUCAGUGUGGGACUGCACCUGGCUCCGUCUCCUGGACUCCAGCAGACAGGAGCACCUUCAGACACCUGGAGGCCAACGUAGAGAGAAAGGAACCUUGGUCCCCACCACGAUCACCGGCCACUUCACCACCUCGAUCCCCCCUGACCUACCGCGGCUACCCGUAUGCCAAGCAGAGAAACGGGGCUGACUCACAGUUCGCCUAUGAAAGCAAACAUUCCUCACGGCCGGUCGUUCAGCUGGAGCAGCAUUCCUCGCCCAGUAACUACGGGACCAAACCCACUGUGGAGCAUCCUGCUAUGGCGCGGGCUUCUUCAUCAGAGAGGCUGGACCAGCAGGGAGCAGUAGACUACUCUGACGAUGACCCCUGGAGGAUCACAGAGGAACAGCUGGAGUAUUACACUAAUCAGUUCAAGAGCCUGCAGCCUGACCUGGGGGCUCUCAUUCUGGGAACCAUUGCAAAGAACUUCUUCACAAAAUCCAAGCUCCCCAUACCAGAACUUUCCCACAUAUGGGAGUUGAGUGAUGUGGAUCGAGAUGGAGCUCUGACGUUCUCUGAGUUCUGCACAGCCUUUCACUUGAUUGUAGCACGCAAGAAUGGUUACCCUCUCCCAGAGAGCCUUCCCCCAACCCUGCAGCCAGGGUUCAUGCAGCAGGAAGAGGACAUACCAGAUACUCCUGAGAGUGCAGAGCCUCUUAUUGUGUUUGAUGAUGCUGUUCCACGGCCUGGUCACAUGGAUCGGAGCAUUAUAGAGAGGCUCCAGCCAGGCCUCGCCACGACAAAACAAGAUUUGAGAGAGGAAUCAUGUAAACAAGAUGUGGGUGUGAAGAGGGUGGCAACAUCUCAAGAGAAACAGACUCUGCAACUUCCUGAGAGGCUAGAGCCGCCUCAGGAUCUGGACCCAAACAUGAGGACAAAAACUAGACCGAGGUCCUACUCCAGCACCUCUAUUGAAGAGGCGAUGAAGAAAGCAGAAGAGCCUCCCACUCCUCCACCUCGACCCCAGAAGACCCACUCCAGAGCCUCCUCGCUGGACCUCAACAAGCUCUUCCAGCAGGGCGCUCCAGGCAUUAAAAGUGGAUGGUUGCCGCCUCCUCCAGCCCUCCCUCCCAGACCAUCAACCUCACAGGUUCCUCAUUUUAUCACCGUAUCAGAGAAAACUCCCCAGAAUAAAGUGCAGCAGCCAAACUUUGCUGACUUCAGUCACUUCAGAGAAGAGGAGGAGAGCAGUGUGAAAUCUGAGGAACAGGGGCCGCACUCUAGAUUUGGACAAAGUACUGAAGACCUGACGAAUGCUUCGAAACAGGACGUGAUCGUAGUCUCUCACAGUCAGCCGCCACAGAAGCCAGUCCGCAGGAAAUACCACCCAGAGAGCCAGAACCUGGAGACGCUACCUCCACCUGCCAUGCCAUUUCCUACGCCCACCAAACCUGCUCAAAAGCUGCUGUCCAAACAGAAGAGAGAGAUCCAGAUGGCGAUCCGCAAAAACAAGGAAACCAAUGCAGUGUUGACGCGCCUCAAUAGCGAGCUCCAACAGCAACUCAAGGUGGUUCACCAGGAGAGGGUCACCUUGGAGUCCCAGCUGGAGCUCCUGCGGCCUCUGGCCUCGACGUGACUGAGCCUGAAGUCUGGUCAGAGUCAUGUUACGUUAAUGUCUCGAUAAAACAUGAAUGUUUGAGCCAAGAUACAGAAAGUUGUCGUCUUUUGUCAUGAAUGCAUUAUAUAUGUGUAAAAGGGGUGACGAUGGGGAUUAACAGGGAUGUGACGCUGGGAUUUCUCUGAUGAUCAGCUCCAGUCUCACAUCCAGAUGUUACUCUGUGUUACUUUUAAUGUUUUACAGGAUUAAACCAUGUUUUUUUAAACCAUUGUAUGAUAUGCACAUGCAAAAUAUCCUGUUAUUCAUUGUGACGUUCUAACUUAUUUCAGUCUCACCCAUGAGUCUUACUUUGCUUACAUUCAUGUAACAGUCUGUGCCCAUCUUGUCACGACUCAGAUACAUGUUUCAUGUGUGUUACAUGUUCUGUGUUAAUGAUGGGAACUAAAGUGCUCUCGUUUUUUUCUCAGUCUAUGUAUACAGUGCAUUUCAUGUGUAUCCAUGUGUGGUCUAAAGCAAGUAAUGGUGCUACAGAUUAGUUUUGAAUCUGAUUACUUUUUGCACUUAAAAAAAACCCACAUUUGCCAGGUUGUUUUUAAGGUUUGAAAAGCUACGUUAGAUAUGAGUUGGAUUUUGUUGAGCUUCAGAUUUCCAGCCUGCAUACAAGAUUUGAAUGUUGACCUGUCUGACACUGGAUUUGUAUGAAAUAUGGACAUUUUACUUGAAAUUUUGCUCCAUCUUUAACACAAGCACUGUAUGACUUGAUUUUUUUAACCCUUGUAUGUUUGUUAUCACAUGAAGAGCUACUUCUGCACUGCAAGUCUGGAGAAAAAAAUUCAGGGCCAAUAAAAAAGUCCAGAAAAGCAAAGAAAUAAGCACAAUAUUCCUCUGAGGUUUUGCAAGAUAGAUUUCAAAACAGCUAAUGUCAGGUAGGGUUUUGAUUUCAUCUAUGCAAAGAUGUGGUGCUGCUUCAGCUUGCUUUAGACCAUGUACCAUCAGGAACAAUCAGGAUGUGUGGAGGGAAAAAAAUGAUGUGGUUGAAAUACAUGAUGGCAUGCUUGAUACUGCAUGUUUGCUAAAAUGAUGUGAGCCUUGGACUGUAAACUCACCUUGAAUCAUGCACAACUACUGAGCUCUGGGCUGAAGACAAUAAUCAAACUAAUCAAUAAAGUUGUCUAUUUUUA